UCGCAUUAUCAUUAUCUCUCACGUGCGGGAAGCCGACAAGUUGUGAAUGUGUUAAAAACUGUUUAAUAUUUACAUCAUAAUAAUAAUAUAUUAUCGUUUUAAUAUGCCUGAGAAAUGUAAUACAUAAUAUACCAGUCUAUACAUUUCACUCGUUUAUAUACGUUUUUUUGCAAACUUCUCAGCCCAACGCCAUAGUACGCACUACCUUCGUUCGUCGUCUUAAGAUUCUUGCCCGCCCGAACAGUGGAACGAUAUCCGCAACUGAAUGAUGGACGAUCAAAGUUCCGAUUCGUCUGGCGAAUGCAGUCCUGAUGUUAAUAACGAAAAAUUAAUUGUAAAUGGACUUUUUGGAAUCGCUAAUGAAGAAAAUAAAGUUGAGAAUACUACUGCCUCUCCGAAAUUUAGUGAUGAUAUUAAUAUGGAAACAGAAGAAGUAGUUGAAACUAUAAUUGACAAAGUUUGUAGUGAAAACGAUCUACAUGUUAUAAAAACUACCAAUGAAAAAAAAUUUGAUGAUAACAAUGAUGACUGUGUUCAGAAAUCCGAGAGUAAUUGUUUUGGUAGUCAUAUGUUAUGCUCAGAGUCAGCUGUUUUGGAUCACACAGAAUUACCAUCCUCAUUUGCUACAAUAUCUAAAAAUUAUGAAAAAUCUAAAGAAUUUGAUGCUUCAAAAGACUUAGUUACAACACAAGAAAAUUUAAAAAUUGUCAAUGAAUUGCACGAAUUAGAUUCUAAGUCUUCUGUCGUAUUAUCCAAAGGCAAUUUACCAUCAACACUCUCUUUAAUUUCUACAAAUUACCAAGAUUCAAGUUCUGAUGACAGCGAUACUAGUGAUGAUGAUAAUUUCAACAAUGACGAUCAAUUAAUUGAUUCUGAUAAUGAAAACAGCAUAAUUUCUGUAUCAUCUAAUACAUUUUCAAAAGACUAUGUUAAAACCAAAGGAGAAUUAGAUAUUAGUGAUUUACCACCCAUUGAAGAUUUAAAAAUAUCAGUUGAUGAAGCCAAAUGUCAACCAGUUGGAUGUAUAAAAAAUGUUGUUGACACUUUAGUUAUUGUUGAAGCAUUUGUAAAUCAACCUGCAUUGGAUAUAGAUUCUGUCCUAUUUGUGGAUCGAGGAAAACGAGCUUUAGGACGAAUAUUUGAUGUAUUUGGACCUGUUACAAAGCCUUUUUAUGCUGUCCGAUUCAACGAUUCUAACCAUAUAAAAACGUUUGACGUACAAAUUAAGGAACCUGUAUACUGUGCUCCUCAGACAGAAUACGCAAGCUAUGUUAUGGUUUCUCAGCUCAUGAAAAUUAAAGGAAGUGAUGCUUCCUGGAGAGACAAUAAUGAACCACCUUGUGAGUUUUUAGACUAUUCUGACGAUGAAGCAGAAAAGUUAGCAAAGAAAAGUCGAAGACAGAAAAAAUGUACACAACCCUCAGGAGAAGGUGAUGAUAAAGUUAACAAAGAAAAAUCACCUGAUCCUCCCAGUCAAAGUGUUGUUAGGAAUAAUCCCACACCAAGGAGUAUGACACCACGUCCGUCAUUUCAGAAUUCCAAUAAUCGGACACAACAAACAUACAGCCCUCGUCCUCCCAAUUAUGGUUAUGGUCCUAGACAAUUCCCAACCUAUGCUCAGCAUUUGAGUUCAAUGGAAUACAGUCAAGCUUAUCGCCAACCAUAUAAUCCAUGGUAUUAUGAUCCAAUGUAUGCACCAAGACACAACUAUCCACCUCCUCCUCCUCCUCAUUUUAUGCCACCAGUAUAUGAUUAUCAAUCUCAACCACCAAUGGACCCAAAUAAUCCAAAUAAUCCAAAUAAUCGAUUUCACUAUCCUGACCGUUUUAAUUAAAAUCCUUCAAAAAUGCUUAAAAAUGUUUUUUUUAUUGUGUACCUUGUUUUUGUAUUUCAUUUUUUGUAUUGCUAUAUGAUAUAUAUGAUUAAUUAUAAUAAUUGUUUUGAUAUCUAAAGCCAUAUUAAGAUACUUGGUAAUUUGUUUAUGACGGGUGCUGUUAUUAACUCAGUGCUCAGACUUAUUAUAUCUAAAUAAGGUUUGAAAUGCAAAAAUUAAUUUUGCAAUAAAAAUAAAAAAUAAAAAUUUUAAA
This is a messenger RNA of Rhopalosiphum padi (bird cherry-oat aphid), 2087 nucleotides long. RefSeq names its product H/ACA ribonucleoprotein complex non-core subunit NAF1. Gene Ontology annotation, cellular component: sno(s)RNA-containing ribonucleoprotein complex. Gene Ontology annotation, molecular function: RNA binding. Gene Ontology annotation, biological process: pseudouridine synthesis; box H/ACA snoRNP assembly; ribosome biogenesis. NCBI's taxonomy places the organism in Eukaryota, Metazoa, Arthropoda, Insecta, Hemiptera, Aphididae. The record is from RefSeq and is a predicted model, not a curated record.